Molecule: messenger RNA, 984 nt
Organism: Rotaria sordida
Lineage: Eukaryota; Metazoa; Rotifera; Eurotatoria; Philodinida; Philodinidae
Source: the annotation of a GenBank genome assembly
AUGUCUGAUGAAAAUGCUUCUAGUCUUGAAGAUGCUAAUAAAAAAGUUCUUCAAGAUAUGAUAAAAUGUGCGGAACAAAAGAAACGUGGUGAUGCAUCAGGUGAAGCUAUGUCAUGGGUCAUCGAAAUUUUAAAAAAUUCUAAUCCAACAAAUAAUUUUUAUCAGCAUGUUAAUGGUUCCUCUAAUCAAGUUGUCGAAGUUGAAAAUAUUUUCCAAGGACAAACUGGUGAUGGAAAACCUUGGGAAAUGCGAUUUAAAAUCAAUGCCGAUUUGCCAAAUGAAGCAAGAAAACAUAAAGCACAUUUUGGUUGUGAUGUUUUUUGGAAUAAUGAAAGGAUUCUUGCUACACAUAAAUGGCUUCCAGAUGUAGAAACCAGUGUUGCUAAACAGACUGCUGCACCAGUAGUCAGUGAAUCACCAGCUGUUAUACAACGUUGGAAACGUGACUUUUCCAAAACAAAAACUGAUGGAAUUACAUAUGAUUAUAUUAGUGUUGAAUCAGGUUCUGCUGGUGCUGUCUUAGCUAAUCGCCUAUCCGAACAAAAUGAUAAACAAGUUCUUCUAAUUAAAGCUGGUGGUGCCGAGGCAACGAUUGAAAAUGAAUUUGAUAAAGUUGUAAAAACUAUGAAGGAGCUAACUAUUGGUGAAAGUGACGAUGAAGAAAAAGAAGAUAUCGGUAUUUCUGACGGAGAACUGCUUACUGAACAAAACAGACAAGCAACUAUGGAAGAAGAACGAAAAGCAAGACACACUAAGGUGGAAAAAGAGCGUGAAGAAGUAAGGCAGAAAAUUCGCGAUAAAUAUAAUAUCAAGAAGAAAGAUGAGCUCUCCACUCCCGCUCGCAAUAAAACGACAACAACAUUGAAUGAAAACAAAGCAAGAGAAGUGCAUCAAGCGUCUAGUGCAGAAAAUCAAGGUUCUGAUCCAGUGAAAACGAAGACAAAUGUAUUUAACAGUUUAAAGAAAAAAUUCGGAUGGAAAUGA